Messenger RNA from Trematomus bernacchii (emerald rockcod), 1806 nucleotides. RefSeq names its product EBNA1 binding protein 2 (gene ebna1bp2). Gene Ontology annotation, biological process: rRNA processing; ribosomal large subunit biogenesis. The transcript is spliced from 9 exons. Gene Ontology annotation, cellular component: nucleolus; nuclear periphery; preribosome, large subunit precursor. The coding region runs from base 133 to 1095 and encodes 320 amino acids. The record is from RefSeq and is a predicted model, not a curated record. NCBI's taxonomy places the organism in Eukaryota, Metazoa, Chordata, Actinopteri, Perciformes, Nototheniidae.
CACUCAACGCCGUUGCCCUGCGUCACUUCCUCCCCACGUGAAACGCUCAGUACAUGUGAGGAGAAUUAUCCACAUUCAUUUACUGCAGGUUUGUUCGCGUUUAAAGGCCGCUAAAUCAUACAUAGUCAUCUAAUGAUUAUCGAUAGCAGCACUAUGGAGUCUGAAGAUGAGGAGUCUCUGCUCGGGCAGGAGUCCGAGGAUGAGAACAGUGAAUUAUCAGACAGCGAGCUUCAAGAAGCCUUUGCAAAGGGGUGGUUGAAACCAGGGAUGAACGUUUUGGUGGAUCAAGCCAAAAAGCAUGUCAACAAUGUGGAGGGUUUGAAACAAUGCCUCGCUGGCUUCUGUAAAGACCUCCCCUGGGCGGAGAGGUUGGAUAUGACCAACCUGCCGGCUGAAGACGUUAUUUACAAAGCAGAAGGGAAAAAACCAGCUGUAAAGAGUGGAGAUGUCAAUCCAGAUGAUGAUUUCCAGAGAGAGAUGUUAUUCUACCGUCAAGCUCAGGCUACAGUACUAGAUGCGUUGCCUCUCCUGAGCAAACAUGGCAUACCCACCAAGAGGCCUGACGAUUAUUUUGCAGAGAUGGCCAAGUCUGAUCAGCAAAUGCAGAAGAUCAGGAAAAAGCUUAUCUCAAAGCAGUUGAUACUGGAGAAGUCGGAGAAGGCAAAGAAACUGAGAGAGCAAAGGAAGUUUGGCAAAAAGGUCCAAGUAGAAGUGAUUCAGAAGAGGCAUAAAGAGAAGAGAGAUAUGAUGACUGCUGUGAAGAAAUUCCAGAAAGGAAUGACCGACAAACUGGAUUUCCUGGACGGAGACCAGAAGAAGCCUAAAGAGCCUUCUCAGGCCCAAAACAAAGUGGCAAAAGACAACAAGAAGGGCCCCAAUGCCAAGAGGAAGUACAAGGACCAGAGGUUUGGCUUUGGAGGCAAGAAGAAGGGAAAGAAGUGGAACACCAAGGAGAGCCACAACGAUGUUUCUGGUUUCCGCGCCAAAGUCGCUAAUGCAAAGGGUGCCAAGGGGGCCAAGAAAGGUGCCAAAGGAGGAAAACAAAAUAAACGCCCUGGCAAAUCUGUGCGCAAGCAGACUAAGUCUCGCUCGUAAAAACUGACUGCGGCGGGUCAAUUGGCUGGACUUGGACCUUGUUUCUAGGCAGGAUUUCCCUCACCUGCUCACCAGUCUCUCCUCCACGUACAUCAUGAGACUUUAGGAGAACAUGGACUUUAAUUCUAAGCUUUUAGUACAACACACCUCCGUAACAUGUCUGGAUUGAUAUGGAGGACCCUUCAUGCCACACAGAGAGAUCCUGCCAUAUUGCUAAGGCAGCUAAUUGAAGGACAUGACUGUCAAAAUGGUAAACCCAAGAGUGGACUACAUAAGAGUUAAAAAAAAUAAGAGAACAUGUCUUUUCUUCUUAAGGGUUGUUAAAGGCCAAUUGUCUUUUGGCAUGAUUUAAUCCUCUUUCUGUGAUUACACCUCAGUGUGUACACCAGCCUUGACGCUGUCUGACUUACAGUGUGUGUGCUCUCUUCGGAGUUUGUUGUGUUCUGUUUUUUUUUUUUUUAACUCAGCUUCUUGACUCAUUGAUUCUUUCAUGUGACAUGACAUUUUAUAUAUUGAGCGCCUGUUCGUUUUGCCCUUUCCUGUUCAUUAUAAUGAUUAGUAUGUGAUGUGCAAGGGUGCUUCAAAUAGACCUGUGCAAAUGUUAUCCCUGCAAAUGAUUUCCCUUUGCUUGCUAAAAUGGAAAUACACAAUGUAGCCUCUGGUACCUGUAUGUUUAUAAACAAAUAAAGUCGGAACAUAGGUUUCUUAUUG